Musa acuminata subsp. malaccensis (wild Malaysian banana) is the source of this 1022-nucleotide messenger RNA. RefSeq lists its product as uncharacterized. The record is from RefSeq and is a predicted model, not a curated record. Lineage: Eukaryota; Viridiplantae; Streptophyta; Magnoliopsida; Zingiberales; Musaceae.
CCACGCCUCGCUUCCACCUCGAUUACAGAGCUAAUAAAUGAUGGACAACAAAAAUACCUAAAUUCCUGUUUUACCCUUACGGUGUUGCCCUAAAUUACCACACCAGUUCACGGCCGCGCCGCUCUAUAUGGCCGCAAACUGUUGCCCCCGCCUCUCCCUGCUCUCUCCCCUUGCUUGCUUCUCUUGUCUCUUUCUCUCUCUCCGUCUCUCUGGUUUCUCCUAUGGCAGAGUUUGCGCCGAACCUGGACGACGGCGAGAUGUGGCUGCCGUCGGAGAUAAUCGCCGACCUCGGCCUCCGCCGCUUGCACCAUUCCAACGCCGCCACCGCCGCCCGAGUCCGCGGCGCAUACCACCACACCUUCGACGUCGAGGGCCUCGCGAGCCAGCUCGCGGCACUUAGCCCGCUCGACCGCGUCCAGCGCCUCCCCGCCGCUAAGCUGCCGCCCGUUCUCUCGCCUCAUUACGAGGGGUUGAAGCCUGUCGGACCGGCGGCCCGGUUCGAACUGGAGGAAAGGGAGUUGGGGACCGGGUUGGGCCGCCCCGUCUAUGGCAUGGGGUUCGGAGCCUGUUCCCGGCCGGGGGUGACCCGGCCUGGCCCGACGCAGAUAGCUCAGGCGCAGGCAUGUGGACCGGAAACGGUGGAGGCAUUUGGUCGGGCUCCGCAGAGGCCACUGCGGCCGAUCCAGAGCCGGCUCGGCACUGUUCGACCGGCUGGUCAAGGAAGAGAAAGCGGAGGAGGGACCGGUGUGUUCCUCCCGCGGGUGAUCAACAACAACGAAGCGAGGAAGAAGCAUCACAACGCGACGGGAGGAGAGCAACAGAAGCAGCAGCCAACGAGAAGCACGGCGAUGUGGAAGCUGGAGAGGCCAUUUCAGCCGACCUCCGAGAUGCGCCUUCCCCAGGAAUGGACUUACUGAGACCAAGGAACCUCCCACCUCCUUCCUCCACCGGAGGACGUUGUUGCAGUGGUGGUAGAACUGGAAACAGAUGGAACUACAAUAAAAGUUCGAGGACGAUGUUAC